Molecule: messenger RNA, 1525 nt
Organism: Dufourea novaeangliae
Lineage: Eukaryota; Metazoa; Arthropoda; Insecta; Hymenoptera; Halictidae
Product: coiled-coil domain-containing protein 149
Exons: 9
Coding region: 56-1327 (423 amino acids)
Source: RefSeq, a predicted model, not a curated record
GUUUCAUCAUUUAAUUAUGAUUCACGGAACGGUCGGAAAAAGUGUGAAUUUUACAAUGACAGGGGAUCACGACGGAUCGAAAGAAACGUUGGAAAAGCAGUUGCAAAUGAAAUCUGACAAUUUCCAGUCUCUAAAUAGGGAAUUGAUCCAAUGCAGAUUACAAAGGGAUCAGUUUAAGUCCUUGGCAGAACAGAUGCAAGAGAGAUUUGCACGAUUGAAACGACAAUUACACAGUGUACAGGACUCGAACGGGUGUUACAACUUGGAUGACUACUUUAAGACAUUGGAUCAACUAGUGGAAACCCGGGAACAGAACAAGUGCCUCAGGCUGCAAGUGUUAACUUUAAGGCAAAAAUUAGGGGAUAAUAGAACUGAUAUUGACGUGUUUCGUGCGAAUGAUACACAGACUAGCAUAGAAUCACCUGAUACACAGUGUGCUCCAGCCAUUCAUCAAAGGGAAGAGAUGUUAGAGCAGUUGGAGAAACUAAAUUUCAAGUGUAAUCAAUUGCAAACUGAUUUACAAACUGUUCUGGACGAGAAGCAUGAAUUGGAAAUGGAAAGGGAUGCUUUUAAAUGCAAAGCGCAUAGAUUAAAUCAUGAAUUGUCAAAAGCAUUAAGUGCAUCCAAGCCAGUGGACUUAGAUGCUCUUAUCAACGAAAAUAGAUAUCUUCAAGAAAGAUUACAGCAAUUACUAGAAGAGAAGGAACUGACAAGGCAAUCGCUCUCAAAGUACAAAAGUAUGCUGGAUAGCAAACGGGUAAAAGGAUCCAUGAAAUUGGGGGCAAAUACAGCUGCGGGUACAAUCAUGACUCAUAAACAAGUGGAGCAGUUACUCCAUCACGACUCUCACGUACCACCACAAAAAUCCGCAGCAGCCAUGUCCGAUUUACGAUGCCUAUGUGUAGCCCUGUUGGAAGCGUUGAACGAUAAAACGUUAGCUUUAGUGCAUCAAAAGAAAGCAAACAGAAUAUUGGCAUUGAGAAUAUGCGAAUUAGACAGCACGGUGGAGUCGCCGUCAACGAAAUUGUUGGAAGGAUACACAAGUGCAAAUAUCGAUGCGAAAUGCGAGACGGAUGUAGCAGGGAUAGUGCAGACAUCGGAAUACAGUGUAGAAAACGAGAAAACGAUACGUGAUAUUGAAAGGGGUCUUAGAAACAGCAAAAACAACGACGACGAUAGUAACGGUACAAAACACAACGUUCCUAGUUCGGAGAGUCAUGUUAUGCAACAACUGCAUUCCAUACAGAUGAGCCUUCCAAAAAAUUUGGGAGUUCUAGUUCAGAAAGCGAUAAACAACUUAAAGGAUACAGAUAUAGGGAAAAUGUGAAUUUAAUCGUAUGUAAAAAUAUUCGUAAUCAACGGGGUGCUAUUUGUACAGACGCAUCAUCGGCCGCGCGUUAUCUAGUCACAUUAAAUAUACGUUCGAGAUAGUGUGUAAUACAAUCACUCGGAAAGGUAUUUUAUUGUGGAAUGCAGUCGGGGUUACAUUUGAAUAGUCUAGAAAUAGUAAUUUCGCGUACGUGAA